ACACUGCUCACCACCACCACCACCACCACCAUCAUCAUCACCAGCAGCAGCUCCUCAGAAGCCCAGCCCCUAGCGUCCGUCCCGGGAACGUAACGCUCUAUGCGCAUGGGCGGAGAAACUGCCGCUGUGCGCUGUUAUUAUUGUAAGAGUAAUUUCUUUUUUACGAAAAUGGCGUCUAGUCAGGGAGGUGUGGGAGCUGUCAGUGCUCUACAAAGCCAUCACUACCCGAGCGGACCUCACUGGAGCCCGGGCAUCAGCCAGUACCAGCAGCACCAGCAGCAGCAGCAGCACCACACGGCCCGCAGCCUGGACCGAGCUCUGGAGGAUGCCGUGUGCUCCGGGAUCCUCAACCUGAGCGGGAGGAAGCUGAGGGAGUACCCGGGGAUGAGCUACGAUCUGACGGAUACCACACAAGCAGAUCUGUCCAAGAAUCGUCUCACAGAAAUCCCCCCAGAAGUGUGUCUGUUCGCCCCCGAGUCCCUCAACCUCUACCACAACUGCAUCAAAUGCAUCCCAGAAGCCAUCAUCAACCUUCAGAUGCUGACUUAUCUUGACAUCAGCCGAAAUCUCCUGUCAGUUUUGCCAAAAUACUUGUUCAACCUUCCCCUCAAAGUUCUGCUUGUGAGCAACAACAAGCUCGUGUCCAUCCCUGAAGAGAUUGGCAAGGCCAAAGAGCUGAUGGAACUGGACGUGAGCUGUAAUGAGAUCCAGGUGCUGCCAGCUCAGGUGGGGAGGCUUCAAGCCUUGCGGGAACUCAACAUCAGGAAGAAUUGUCUUCACAUGCUGCCUGAGGAGCUGGCCGAUCUGCCCCUCAUCCGACUUGACUUCUCCUGCAAUAAGAUCACAGAGAUUCCUCCGGCCUACAGGAAACUCAGGCAGCUGCAGCACAUCAUCCUCGACAACAAUCCUAUGCAGUCUCCACCCGCACAGAUUUGUCUCAAGGGCAAAGUGCACAUAUUCAAGUAUCUGAACAUCCAGGCGUGUAGAAUGGACAAGAAACCCGACACACUGGACCUGCUCCUCGGCAAGCGCUGCCUUCCACAGCCGCUUACAGAUAGCAUGGAAGAUUUUUAUCCCAGUAAGAACCACGGGCCUGACUCUGGAAUUGGUAGUGACAAUGGUGACAAGAGGCUCUCUACAACAGAGCCUUCAGAUGACGACACAGUCAGCCUGCACUCUCAGGUUUCAGAGACAGCCCGGGCUGAUGCCCUCUCACUCCUCUCGAAAAUGGAUUCUUGCAAAGAUCAGGAUCUCUAUGACUUUAUAGAGCCCAACCCCGAUGAGGAUCCUGCUCUGUCAGAGUGUGAUGGGCAGCAAAGCAGUCAUGUGUCUUGUAUAAAGGAACUGGAAAAAGUUCUUAACAUGUCUCACCAAAGCAAAGAUAAAGACUGCUGGAAAGAGGAGUCAGGCUCUGAUAAGGAGCAGCUAGUUGAGGAAGAGGAUGAUGAGCUGAAAGAAGUGCUGGAUCUGAGGAAGAUUGCUGUUCAGCUUUUGCAGCAGGAGCAGCAGAACAGACGGCGGUCUUUAAUUUGCAGAGCAGAGAGUCUCAUUCACCGACGGAGAGUGACCGGCCGGGCACACAGAUUCCUCAGUCACUCUGGAAGCUCCAGCAGCAAACCGAGGCUCCCACCUCAGACUGCUCGCAGUGCUUCUCUGGAUGAAGGCAGCAGUGGAGCAUCAGUGCUGAGCGGGCAGCCUUCUUCUUCAUGCUCAUUUGACGGCAGCUUGAAGACUGAUCAGUCAGAUUCAGAGCCAAAGUGGCCCGAAGUCCCGCCUGUCCUCAAUCAGAAUGAAGAUCGCAGGCGGAACAAGUACCUGAGGAAAGAUUAUCUGAAAUACAAGUGCCAGAGUGCCCGUAAAAACUCCAGCGGGAAUGAUGACUGUGAGGAGGGUUUGCGGAACGCUGAUUUCAGCACCACUCUGACGGUGUUUGGACUAAAGCCGAGAUCAGCUUUCACCAGAGGAAGCCGGCAGGAGUACGCCUCGACCGACCCCAGCUUCACGAUGAGGAGGAAGAUGGAGCACUUGAGGGAGGAAAUGGAGCAGAUAGGACUCUUACGGCAGAACAUCGAGUCCAGACUGAAGGUGCUGCUUCCAGACGAUGUUGGAGCUGCUCUCAUGGACGGAGUCGUUCUUUGCCAUUUAGCCAAUCACAUUUGUCCUCGGUCUGUCGCCAGCAUCCAUGUACCAUCACCUGCAGUGCCAAAGCUUAGCAUGGCAAAAUGCCGCAGGAAUGUUGAGAACUUCUUGGAUGCCUGUAAGAAGUUGGGUGUACCACAGGACCAGCUCUGCCUGCCACAUCACAUCCUUGAAGAGCGUGGUCUGGUGAAGGUGGGCGUAACCGUCCAGGCCCUGCUGGAUUUGCCCACAUCCAAGUCCACGCAGCUGUCGGCUGUUUGACACGAACCUGAAUGUUGCGUCCGAACUGCAGUCGUCCAGCACACCUCUGUUCCUAGCUCAAACCUGCACCACAUCGCCAGGGACCAGAGAGCCCCUCGGGGCGAGGACCCAGUGGCUUGUGGGCCUUUUGGAGCCUGCUUCUGCCUGACUGAAACAGGAGACAGGGGGGUGAAAUGCCUCCGUCUUCUAAUAUGAUGUCAGCCACCACCCACUUCUGGUCCAUCGCAUUUUCUCUUGUAUCCUGUUCUUUGUUACUGGGGUCAUCCUGUAUGUGUGUGGACUUGAACUGGACAGCGAGUUUCCUGAGCUGCUCAGUUAACAUUUGCUCCCAGACAUGACAGUGGGUCUAAAAGAAGACCUGCACAAAUCUAUCAGCAGUGAUGAUUGAGUCUGCUAGUGCCAGAGCAGAUAACAUUUCCAUGCUGAUGUUGGACACAUCGGCAGUGAGGAGAUGACAGACGCAUAACUCACUCUUUCACGAAAGAGGACUGAGCUGCCUCGCAGCCACAAACUGAGUGACCUCACUGAUUUCUUACACUUGAGUUUCUUUUUUGUGGAAUUUAUUUUUGCCACAAAAAAAAAGAAUUUUGGAAUUUAUUAGUGUUUGUUUUUUUACACACUUCAUCAGGUCCUUACUUUAUUUACUUUUGCACAGCCAAGCCUGAUUCAUGAGUAUUUAUUCGUUAUGUACUGCUGCUGAGCAACUGCAUCUCCCCUGCUUUUUAGGGAAAACUGCAAGCAAGGAUUGGAUUUGGUGUUGUCUUUUGGGAAAUCAUGCUACAGUAGACAUUUUGCUUGUUUUACCGAAACUCUGGUGUGACUUUAAAAUCUUUAAACCGCUGUACAAAUCAUGUGUAACUCUAUAGCAAAGUUCUUUCUCAGUACAAACCUGCAUGCACCAUUGAUCACUGUGAUAACGUGCUUGGCUGUUGCCAAAAGCAAAACGUCUUCUUUUGUAGCAUUUUUUUUCCUGUUCACAUGCAAGUUUUUGUCGUUUUUGUUUUUGUAGUAUUCUGUACAUUAACUUUUCUAAAAGUUUUAUACUUUCUCCCCAGUCAUUGCCAAUUAUCACUGGCCGUUUUUGUGGAGUUCAAGCAUAGAUUUGCUGUGAACUGUUGUACUCAAUGCAGCAAGGAUUUUAUUGCUUUGCAUAACCUCUGAAGAAAUGUGUUUAUACUGUGUGUGUUUGUGAGUGGAGGUGUGAGUGACGGGCCUCUGGAGCAGAAACGUGUUGAGUGCUGCCUGGAGUCAAACCUUCCUCACAUGGCCUUAACGUACCGCCAGGCCACCCUGCUGUAAGUGGUCUCUGAUAUACUUCAUUGUUUCAGGGAAAUUAAAUUAUUUAUGUAUUUAUUUAAUAGUUUUAUUUGUACAUAUUGUUUCUUUGUGUGUCUCAGCACAGACAUUCUGAUCUCUUGUGUGUUUUUCUGCUGGGCUAUACUGUUCAAUGCAGCAGCUCUGAGAGCUCAAUGCACUGUAAUUUGAGAAAACACGUUCCAACAGAUAAAGAAAGUAGCUCUGCACAUUUCACAACAAAGGUGCAGCAGUUCCGAAACAUGCUGCAAAUAGCACCAAAUACAAGAGAGAUGUUUUCGAAGGGGAGAACAAAUGGAAAAUUGACAUGUUGUCCAACACGUCUGACAGACAGCUGACAUAAAUUACAGUGCCUAUAAAAUGUGUUCACCCCCGUGGAAGUUUCUCCCUUUUAUUGCUUAACACUGAUAAUUAAAUAGUUCUUGCUGUUCACACGAUGCCUGUGCAACUUGACAGAGAUUAAGGAGUUUUGCAAAGAAGAGUUGGGUAAAAUUUUAGUGUCCAGAUGUGCAGAGCAGAGUGAUACCUACCAAGGGGUGAAUACGUGUACAAUCGCUCAUCUGACAUUUUGUGUUUUUAUUUAAUUGGCAUUAAUUUGUAGAAAUCCAUUUUCAAUUUGACAUGAAACAGUGUUUUGUUUUGUUUUUUUUUGUAAAUUCUUGUCAUUAAAGCCAAAUUAUAUUGACCAGGAUUCAGUGAUGAAAAAGGACAACUUUCAAGGGGGAUAAAGACGUUUCAUAGUCAGUGCAGGUGAAUUUAAACACAUCGGUGACAACUGUCAUACUUUUUUUCCAGUUGUUACAUCACAAUUUUCAGCAUUUUCACACCGUGUGUAAUUUGUCAGUUGAGCAAACAACAGAGUUGACAGCUUCAAACAUACCUAAAUAAAAGAGGUGUGGCUCAGUAGCACAAACAUUGUAUGGGAAUCAAUCACUUUUACGAAAGAAUUAAGGAUUUCUGAAGUGAAAAUUCAAGUUAUGACAGUCAAACAGGAUUGUCAUCUCAUUAAAUUACAGUUUACUUUUUGUCUAAAACUAUAUGCUUUUAGUUCCUUAUGUGUGCUUUGUUAUGUCUGAAGGGUGAUAUCAGUUUUCUUGCCAGACAGUUGGCGUAACUGUUUUGACGUUUUUGGAGAAACAUAACAUUCCCUCAGGCAGGUGUGGUGUGCCAUUCAUUUCAGAAUUGGGUCUCCAACAUGUACUUGGGGUUUGAUUCGCCAACUCUGGCAUGACAGUAAUUAGACUGGAAAUUAAAGUUAAGUAUCUCUUUGGUUGAUUCUAAAUAUAAGUAUUCCAAUUAAACUAUGAAUAAAUUAAAAGUGACAGCGAAGGUGAUGCCGGCCAAAUGAUCUCUGUUUCUGUACUUUCAUGGUUUGUAGCGGUAUUUUCCUGUCACAGAGCAUGUCACAGAGCAGCAAACACAUCCAAACUGUGCUGAUUUGUGGACAAUAUCUAAUUUGCAGUACACACCAUUUUCAUGCGUAGGAUGGAGAUGUAUGCACAUAAAACCGAGGAAUGUCAUGCUCCAUUUUCCAGACUGUACUGUAUUUGAAAAUGCACCUUUGAAGAAAAGCUGCUUCAUGAACUCCAUCGACAUCAGUUAAACGGCUUCUGAUGGCCCAGGCUUUGCUGCUUCAGCUGUGGCUGCUGAGGGCUGACACAAAUUCCCAUUUUUACAAACUAUACACGGUGUUUAGAGCAGAUUUUAGUGCCAAAAGAUCUAGCAAAGCAACACGCAAAGUCUUUCUUAGCUGAAACAUCCAAGGACAACAGUACUUGCCACCAUUUCAACACCUUGAAAGUCAUCAGACAUCGUUGUGACAUGGCAUAGUGUGCCAUAAAGGAGAGGUAUCUUUUGUUUUUUUCUUGUAUUAUUUCACAAAUUUAUUAAAUUCAUCUGUAUUUUUUUUCUUUUAAUACAUGAAUUGGUCUUUUAUCUAAUGACUUCCCUGUACAGAAUGCUUUGGAUUGUUUAGCAAAAACAGCUUCUUUGUUGAUGAGCUGAUUCACUACAUUGAGUAAGUUGAAGUGGACUUGCUACUGUUAAGACCCAUAGUCUAUUGGCUUGUAUUUGAGGCUUAAUACACCCACUCUGGUGCUGAAUUUAGCGAAUUACCAUUACUGAUUAGAUCUUCCGAUUUGCUUCUCAUGAGGAGCUCUGCUUCCUCUGAAUAGGCUGUAUUUACUAACUUUGUGCCGUCAUAUUCCAAAGAAAAGAUGCCACAGAGAUACAAAACAAUUCAGAGCUUCCAGUUUAUCAGAUCUCACUUGUAAAAUAUACACAGAUCACCACAGACUCAGGUCACACCCUUUUCUUAUGCAGAAAAAACCUGUGGAUAUCUUUGAGUGAGUGUAUUAAUCUGAUCUGUUUUUUGGCUACAUACAGUCAUAGCCUCUAUAAAUACCACUAUAUUAUGUUCUGCUGCUGCACACAGGCAAUUUUUUAUGGUCCUGGCUGCUAUUUAUUUAUCAAAGAAGCGGCUUUUUAAAAGAUAGAAACAUAUCAAGAGAAAUGCUCAACAGUGGGCUCCAUCAUUCAAGGCAUUUAUCACCAUGUGAGAUCCAUUUAUUCUGCGACACUAUACAUAUAAAAUCUGAAGAACAAGCACCCAACUUGUAGCACACUGCCCUGUGUUAGCAUUACAGCGCCUGGAUGGGUUUAUCUGAACCACAGAAGUCACAGGCUUCAGCACUGAUGGCAGCAUUGCAUCGGUGUAUAUUUACAGCCUUGGAAAGCAGAAAGUGACCUGAUACCUGAACCCAAUUCAAGCAUGCUGUGUUCAACUUUGGGGGUUUAAAUAAUUCUUGUUAAAAGUUGAACAUAGUUGAAAACAUCUGGCCACAAUUUACUGUAUGUGUACUUUCUGAUUUAAAGUAAUUGGAGUGGAAAGCUGUAAAGAAGUUGGGCAAUUUUGGAACUGAAUUUGAACGCGUUGUUCUGAUUCUGGCACUAUUUGCACAGUAUUAGUAUUUUGUGGCUUCCUCAUCAUUCAUGAUAUUGUUUUGGUUGUGGUUUUCCAUGGGAUUAAAGAUCUUCUAUUAGGGGUAAAUCAUAGAAUAAACAAGUCUUAAAUUUUCUCUCCCAAGGAAAGAGAUCAAACCAUCCAAACCACCUUCUACUGAAGCUGGAAUGAGUGUGUACCCACAUGUAGCUGGUGUUAUCCCCAUAAAACAUAUAAUAGGUUCAUAAAACGCUUUUUUCACAAGGUGUGAUGACUUCAUGUGAUGAAAAUAAGUCUCUGUAACAGAGGCAAUUAAUCACUGUGCAGUUGGUCCAAGUGCUGGAUGUGACUUACCUCUUGUGUAUUUUCUUGUUGUGCACACACUGGAUGCCUGGGUGUGUCAUAACUCACCAACUGUUUCAGUCCAAGUAAAUAGAACAGCUUUAUUUCCGAUGUUCAUUCAUUGUAAUUAUCGUUAGCAUUUAAACUAUCCAUAAAUCACUCACCUGUUGGCACAUUCAAUCUGCUGUUUAAGUCUUAAAAUUCCAAUUAAUGUUUUUGUUGUACAGACUUACUAUAUACAACAGAAGUGCACUUAAAAGUCAAGUGAUUCAACCUUGUACACAAGUCUGGAUACAAGUCAAACAGUGGGGUGUUUGCUUAUAUGUAAAAUGAAAAACGAGCAGAUUAGGUUUACUGUAUUUAAAAUACAGGCCCCAUAGUAUAUGAACUUAAUCCAACGAAAUUCAAUCCACCUUUUAUUACUGAGAUUUAGCCCUUUUAUUUAUUUUUUAUGUCCACCGGUGUCUUUUGAUGACAAACACAAACCUACAUGGCAUGGGCGAUUUAACUUUCAAAUUUCCAGAGAGAUGUUCUUCCAUUCUCCAGAAACAAUUUGUGCUUAUAGCUGGAGGGGUUGUGUCGUGUUGUGUCUUUUCUCUUUGAAGUACCUUCAGGGCAUUCUGUUGGAUUCAAACAAAGUGCAUAUUUGGCUAGUUGACAGUUUUUCUUCUUUAGAAAGUCUCCUGGGAUUUUAGCAGAGUGCUUUGAUACAUCCGCAGACACUCAUGGUGCCAUCUAUAAAUGUCAUCUCCCCUUUUGCACUCAUGCAUCUCCAUAUUAUCACACUUACACUUUUGUGCUUCACUGUUAGGACAAUGCACUCAUUGUGGUCGUAAACAUACACGUUGCGAAACCUCAUCUGGCCAAAGAAUGUGCUCCAAUAUUCUUUCUUUUCAUGUUACUUAGCAAUAUUUGAUUUUGCUGUUUUGUACCAAGCAGCAAGUUUGUUUUUUUAAUGGUAUUCAUAGAAAUAGACAAUAAGCAUUAUUCUUUGCACUGCCUAUGCUGUCACAGAAACUCUUGAUUUGUAGUGUGGGUUAGGGUUAAGGUUAGCGCUUGUCCAUCUCUGAAAACAGAGCUGGAUUGUACAAGUAGUGCACUGUCAGUGGCGUCAUUUUAGGACAGCUAAUGCAACUCCUAUUAGUCGAACUAUUACUUGUCCAAAAACAGCUGAUUGUUGCUGCAACUGCGUGUUGAUUUUUAGUUCAGUAAUUCUUCUAUGUCCAUCUCCGUUAUUGUGAAGUCUGACUUUUUUUUAGGUUCUUUGACAGUCUUUUUCAUGUCGAGCCAUGAUGCAGACAUGCUGACAGACACGGCCCAUACGUCCUAAGUUGAGAAAGUUCAGGUUACCAGAUCUGUUAAUAAUCAUGUUAAUGCACAGGUGUGUUCACUUUUUGUUGUUUUGUGAUCACAGGUUUCCUAGCUUGUGUGUGUGUGUUCACUUUUGUCACACUGACUUUCUUCUUUAGAGCCUGUAUUUUCAAUAUGGUGUUUCUACAGGAUUUGUUUUGGAUUCUUUGUAAUAGUUCAAACUCUUCUUGUCAACUUGAAAUAUUUUAGUUAUUGAUACAAUUUUGAAUUGUUUGAUGUUUAAUUGAUAUUGUGCUUUUUUUCUGUAUGCUGAACUUCUAAGUGUGGGGCUCCAGUUCCUUGCUUUGGUGUCUAUGUGAGGGACCACCUCAGUAGAAGAAAUGUUCAGUUUUCUUUGAUUCAAACAAAGGAAAUCGCAACAGCCCUGAUCUCUGUUGCCUGUGCAAUGUAACUAUGUCAUCAACACACUGAUGCCUUAUUCUUGUUUUACCUGCAAACACUACUGAAUGCCAUGCCCUUUCUUUUAUUAGUUGUACUGAAAAUGAACCAAGUGCCAAAUCAUGAAUUCAUUACUUCAAGGGUAUCAUUUCAUCGCGCCAAUUAGUAUCUGAGUAGAAGAUUCUGCUGGUGCCACUGUCUGAUAACUGCAGACAGAUAUCUCACAAGGAAUCACCUAGAUGCACUUGCAAAAUAGAUGGUCUUUGCUCCAGUCAGAUGUCUGUUGGUAUAAUUUUUUGGCAGGUGGCACAAACAUUCCUCCUUUUUAUACGGGAUGACAAGAAAUCUUGCAACAGUGGUUUCUGCGGUACAGCUGAAGAUAGCAUGAAGUUUUGCCAGCUCUAGUCAUACAAAUCAACUGUGUAUCUUCAAAAUAUCCAGUCAUUUUAAUGUGAAAUGUCCUCAUUGUGCUUCCACAUACAGUAUCAUGUUGCUGAGCAGGACGGUACCACAAAGAGAAAAUGUCAUACUGAAAAGACCAAAAUGAAGAAAUACACAUGAUAUUUUUAAUCUUUUCUAACUUUGGCCGACCUUAUGGGAAUAUUUUCACGGAGAACAAAGAUGGUCUAUUCUCGAUUACUUCAGAAGCCACUCAACAAGGCAUUUCUUCUUGGCCAGCAUGGACUGGAGGAAUGGUUGUAGUGACUGGAAGCUCUCUCAGUGUAACUAAGAGCAUGUGAGGAUUGUUCAGAAGCAGAAUUGAUAACAGAUGAACCAAUUCUUCGAAACGACUGUUUGGAAGAGGUGAAAAUCGCAUAGUCUCUGAAAGUGCUAUUCGUCAAACUUACAGGUUCUUUUUAAAUAUGAGUUGUGAAUAUAAUGUUUUACCUCAAAAACAGUUCUAUGAAGUUCUUCCCUAUUUGGUACUUCUGUUGUUCAUGGUACGGUUAAUAAAUAGAGGACUUCAUAGAGGGUUCUGUAUGUUUUUGAGGCCUGGGAGCAAGUUUGUGUUUCUAAGGGAGGGCAAUGUACAAAAUGUUGUUUUGUUUUUUCUUUAAAUUACAGAUCUUUCCCUUUACAGCAAACUGAAUGAACAGUCUGAAAUGCUUGCAAUAUGGAUAAGUUAAAUUGGCAUAUCAUUUUCUACAAAUAGUGGUGCUGAUCUAUAUUUCAUUAGUGCAUAUGUGAUCAAUCUGUGGCAUUAACUACAUCAGUACCUGUUAUUGGUUCAAAUGUCUUUAUUACAUUGUGCUUGUUAUGAUUUAACAUCCUGUCGCUGUCAUUUCAUUGAGGCAAAACAGUGAAACAGUGAGUCAUGUCCAACUACUACACUGCCGACAAAAUCCAAGCUCAUGUAUAUAAGCUUUUUGUAUUUUGAAACUAGUCUAAUGCAUGUAAGACUACAGAAUGACCGAAGCUGAACCUCUGUACAUAUCAUCUGUAUAAAUUCCAGGGUUUUCUUAAGAAACAAACAUGGUGAAUAUAAAUAAAGUCGAACUCUUUGCA
Molecule: messenger RNA, 10252 nt
Organism: Acanthochromis polyacanthus (spiny chromis)
Lineage: Eukaryota; Metazoa; Chordata; Actinopteri; Pomacentridae
Gene: lrch2
Product: leucine-rich repeats and calponin homology (CH) domain containing 2
Molecular function (GO): protein binding
Source: RefSeq, a predicted model, not a curated record